Messenger RNA from Danio aesculapii, 4211 nucleotides. RefSeq names its product mcf.2 cell line derived transforming sequence-like b (gene mcf2lb). The record is from RefSeq and is a predicted model, not a curated record. Lineage: Eukaryota; Metazoa; Chordata; Actinopteri; Cypriniformes; Danionidae. Gene Ontology annotation, cellular component: cytoplasm; extrinsic component of membrane. The coding region runs from base 88 to 3381 and encodes 1097 amino acids. Gene Ontology annotation, molecular function: guanyl-nucleotide exchange factor activity. The transcript has 31 exons. Gene Ontology annotation, biological process: positive regulation of Rho protein signal transduction; intracellular signal transduction.
UCAGGUAACUCAUUCUCAAAUCGCUGCUUAUGGUAACAAGACGACCAGGGAGUUACUAAGCCUUUAGACAACAAGAGAAACGGCAGGAUGGAUGUAGAGAACAGAAGGAAAACUAUAUGCAUUCCUCUAGCAGAGGUUGAGAAAUAUUACCAUUUUUCCAGACAAUGCUACUGGCUACAAAAUGAAAUCAUGCAGAAGGAGUCGAGUCCUCUCUUCGCUGCUGAUGUCAUCACUGAGCUAAAGAGACAGUUUGCGUUCCUGUCAGGUGGAAGAGCACAGGACGGAAGCCCUAUCAUUAUCUUCCCAGAAUACCCUUCAUUUUGUGAAAUUGGAGACCAAGAGUUUCGUAAUGUGCUUACGUACCUGACAAGUAUUCCCAGUCUGAGUGCUGCAGGUGUGGGCUUCAUUGUGGUGAUUGACAGGCGUCGAGAUCGAUGGACGUGUUUGAAGGGAACAUUGCUCCGUAUUUCAGGCUGGUUUCCUGCUAAUCUUCGGCUUGUUUUGGUGCUGAGACCCAGUGCUAUACUUCAGCGAACACUGUCUGAUGUGUUCUUCAAACUCCACAGAGAUGACUUUAAAGUACCGGUUAUCAUGCUUAGCUCAGUGGCUGAUCUCCAUUCUUAUAUUGAGAGGAAUCAACUGACACAGGAACUUGGCGGUUCUCAGUACUACUGCCACAAAACCUGGAUCUCUCACCGCACAGAUCUUGAAAGCUUCGCUGCAUUAGUGAAGAGGAUGGCUCAGAGACUGCAAGUGUUCGGCAGAGAGCUGGCAGAAACCGAGCUACCCAGCAACCACCUGACAGCCAGCAGUCUGCUCAAUACACACACCAACAGAAAAAACAACUUGAAAGAAGACAUGGCAGGAGCUCUCAGUCAAGGACGGAAAAUCUUAGAGAACAUCAGAGAGCCAGUGCGCAGAGAUCCGGACAGCAGUUUGAACCCUGACCAGCUGGAGAAUCUUGCUACAGUCCACAGGCUGUUAUCCCAGCUGAAUGAGAGCUCUACAGCAUUUGAUCAGUUCUGGAUCCAGCAUCAAAAUAAGCUGGAGCUAUGUCUGAAAGUCUGUCAGUUUGAGCACAACUUUCAGCAGUUGCGAACAGAGCUAGAUCAAGCAACUGAAACACUGAAUGCUUUCUCAGCUGUUGGAAUAAGCCCUGCCCAAACAGAACACCUCCUUCAAGAGCUGACCAAUCAUGAAAAGAAAGUCUGUGAAGUGCUGGACAGAGUAAGGUCUCUGAUUGCUGAGGGCCAAGGUUUGAUUGACAGUUCUCAGAUUCUUGAUGACAGUAUUGCAGCAAAAUGCACUGAGCUAGAAAAAGCAAGUGAAAAUCUCACCCAAGAGCUCAAAGACAAGAAGACCAUGCUGACACAGGCUAUGGAUCUACAUAAAAGACUGGACAUGAUGUGUAAAUGGUGUGAUGAUGGGAUUUACAUGCUGGCAUCACAGCCACUGGAUAAGUGCCAGUCACAGGAGGGGGCGGAGUCAGCACUAUCGGAGCUGGAGUGUUACCUGGAGACAGCCAAUGAGAAACAGAAAUGGGAAAUCAGCACAGUUUGGCUGGAAUAUGACAACAUAUUGAACAAUGAGCUUAGGGAGCAGGUGAAGCGUGCGUUUGAAAAAAAAGCUUCACUACAGGAGAUGUUUGAUAGAAGGAGGGUCAGUCUGAAGAAACUAGCAGCCAAACAAACACGUCCCGUCCAACCUGUGGCCCCCAGUCCAGAGUCACUCUCAUCUCCUGCUCACAGGGAUCAUGAGAGCAUCUGCAUUAGUGAGGACUCAGACAGCAGGGGGUCCUGUAAACAAGUAAACUCUGAUCAGGUUGACAGGAGCAGCCGCAAUGCUUCUGUAUCUGAGGAGGAAGAAACCCUGGCUGUGCUGCGCAGGCAUGUCAUGAACGAGUUAUUGGAAACUGAGAGAGCAUAUGUGGAAGAGCUUAUGUGUGUGUUGCAGGGAUAUGCUGCUGAGAUGGAAAAUCCCUCCAUGGCUCCUCUCAUCCCUGCUGCCCUGCAGAACAAGAAGGACGUGUUAUUUGGGAACAUGCAAGAGAUAUACAAUUUCCACAAAAGAAUAUUUCUCAGAGAGCUGGAGACUUACACUGACUAUCCUGAGCUUGUGGGCCGCUGCUUCCUGGACUGGAUGGGGGAGCUGCAAAUUUAUGAAAAAUACUGUCACAACAAACCUCGUUCUGAGAGUCUCUGGAGACAGUGCUCCGACUGCGCCUUCUUCCAGGAGUGUCAGAAGAAACUAGAACACAAACUGGGACUGGACUCUUACUUACUGAAGCCUGUACAGAGGAUUACUAAAUACCAGCUCCUGAUCAAGGAGAUGAUUAAGUACAGUAAAGGCUGCGAGGGCUCAGUGGAGCUGCAGGCGGCUCUUUCCUCAAUACUGGGAAUCCUGAAGGCCGUAAAUGACUCCAUGCACCUCAUCGCCAUCACAGGAUAUGAUGGUAAUCUUGGAGACCUGGGUCGUCUGCUGAUGCAGGGGUCGUUCAGCGUGUGGGCAGAGCACAAGAGAGGUCAUGUGAAGGUGAUGGAGCUCGCCAGGUUUAAGCCCAUGCAGAGACACCUGUUCCUGCAUGAGAAAGCUCUGCUCUUCUGCAAGAGACGAGAGGAGAGCGGAGAGGGAUACGAAAAAGCCCCUUCAUACAGCUUUAAACAGGAGCUUAGCAUGGCUGCUAUUGGAAUAACAGAGCAUGCUAAAGGGGAUAGCAAGAAGUUUGAGAUCUGGUCCAGUUCAAGAGACGAGGUGUACACCAUACAGGCUGCGACUGAGGAGGUUAAGACCAUCUGGGUGACAGAAAUCCGGAAACUUCUAACAGGACAACUGGAAGCCUGCAAAGAAAGGAUCUUUGAGGAACCAAAAAAUGAAGCAAGUCAACAGAAGGCACCUGAGCAGUUCACCUCAGAGAGCAGCUCAACAAACAGACUGGUGAGAAAUGAACGUAGUAGCCUCAAGAGUGAAGGAGCAGAGAAACAGAAGAGAGAAGAGGAAAGUGGCAAAGAACUUAAGAGCAUUUUUGAAUCGAGGACAGCCGAAAGGGCAAAAGGAUCUUCGUUCAGCUUUGAGACAAAACCAAAACGACAGGAUGUCCGGAGUGACCCUACGCCUCUAGAAACAGGGCCUCACCCUAACUUGGGCGGAGUCAGGUGGUUCAGUACUUCAAGCCUGUUUCAGAGUCGUAGGAGAGGUUGGAUGAAAGGAUCUCUCUCGCUGGAUGCCUCUGUGGAGCAUGAUGGGUAUUUCAGUGCAGAAGAGCAGGCCAACUCUGACCCAGAAGAGGAGAGGGAAGACAAACUGUGUGAAGAAGAACCGCAGCCUGUGAGGAUAGAGGAAGAGAUCCCAUGUUUUGAAGAGACUGUGGAACCUGAGGAAUGAGAGUUGAGUUUGAAUGAGUCUGAAAUAUUAUCGAUGUACAGCAUUCACACGUUUCAUGCUUAACUCUUGAAAAGAGGGAGAUGAGACAUAUGAAAUAUUCACUUUUGUGUACUCUUAAAAAUAAAGGUUCCUGGUAGAACCAGCGGUUUAGAAAACCCAGAUUAUUAUACGUUUUUGUUAUCAGUGGCAGUAUCACAAGAAAAAUCACAAUAUACAGAUAGUUUUAAAUGUUUAUGUAGAAAAAUGCUUUUUAGGACCAAAAAAGUACCAGCAGGGGUCUUAUUAACCAGCCAGAAGCCAAAGGGUUAGUGCCAAAAGGGUUUUACAACCUCAAGAAUGACCUUUUACUCUUUAAAUUUGUUAGAAACCAUAUAUACUGUUGGCCAUGUCAAUAAAAACUAUAAUCGAACAUUUGUAACAUUUAGAAAAAGAAGCUUUAUUUUUAAGAGUGUAGUGCACCAAAAUAAUGCAUUAUGACACCUGAGCCAGCUCUUCACACACUGUCUCGUAGAAUGCUGUGAUACAUGUUUCAUAUCCCUAAAACCUUAGUAGUACUUUGUGCCACAGUAAUCAUACUGGGAUAUGGCAUGUCUAUUGUUAAGUCCCGUGGUCUUCAAUGUGAAAGCACGUGACAGUUGUUAUAUCAUUGUGUACAAUGCAGGAAACCACGACCUACAUGUAAAACAAGCAUAUCAUAUAUGCAGACGUUGUUUCUCAAAGUCACCCUGUGCCAUUUGGAUGUAAAUAUGUGUGUACAAAUCAAUAUUGUUUUAUAUAUGCGUAUAAAAAUAAACUUUAGUUGAUGAAUUGUGCCUAUGUUGAUUAUCCAU